Carya illinoinensis is the source of this 2140-nucleotide messenger RNA. Its product is annotated as probable U3 small nucleolar RNA-associated protein 7. Gene Ontology annotation, cellular component: nucleolus; 90S preribosome; small-subunit processome. The transcript is spliced from 8 exons. Gene Ontology annotation, biological process: maturation of SSU-rRNA from tricistronic rRNA transcript (SSU-rRNA, 5.8S rRNA, LSU-rRNA). Gene Ontology annotation, molecular function: protein binding. The record is from RefSeq and is a predicted model, not a curated record. NCBI's taxonomy places the organism in Eukaryota, Viridiplantae, Streptophyta, Magnoliopsida, Fagales, Juglandaceae. Bases 445 to 1989 code for a protein of 514 amino acids.
GUUUUAUUUAAUUGGGUUUUUCUGCUCUCUACACUCCGUUUCCAAUGUUUGAUUUUCCAAGUUUCAAUUGUUUCUUAAUUGGUAACUGAUUCAGACGGCAAAACCCUAGUAUAAAUUCCCUUUUCCCAGAACAGUCUCUCCAUCAAACGAAUAAUUUCACGGCCAGAACCCCCGCGUGAAAACCAAAAUUUUCCUACACAGAUACCCCGAGACACCAUUCUCACCAACCCAGAGAGCCACUAGCCUGAAACCACCACAGAAGACACCGCCGCCCACAGUCUACCACCGCAGGGAACGUCGGAACACCUCUCGGCAGCCACAGAACUCGCUGACCAGGCACCCCCAUCAACACCACGUUCAGAGGGAGCCUCCAGUUGCGCCACCGUGACUCUUGGCCAGCCACCCAGACCCACCGUCGCAGUUGGUUCUCCUUUUCUCUCAGAGAUGUCGGAGGAGUUAGAUUUGAAAAUGAAGAAGUACCUUAGAGGCGGUGCUGCUAACUUGGAGGUUCUACAAGAUAAAAAACUCAAAGGUCAACUUGCGCAUAGAGAAAACUUGUAUGGAAAAUCUGCUAAGGCUGCUGCUAAGUUUGAGAAGUGGCUUAUGCCAAGCGAGGGGGGCUAUCUGGAGGCUGAAGGUCCAGUAGAGAAGACCUGGAGGUUCAAACAAGAAGACAUUGGGCAAGCAGUAGAUAUCUCGAGCGCAAGGAAUCAAUAUGAUGUUGUUUUACCAGAACUGGGUCCAUACACGAUGGAUUUUUCCUCAAGUGGUCAAUAUAUGGCUGUUGCUGGACGAAAGGGCCACCUGGCAAUUGUUGACAUGAAGAAUUUUGAAGUACGCAAAGAGUUUCAGGUUAGGGAAACAGUGCGAGAUGUGGUAUUCCUGGACCAUCAGCUGCUCUUUGCUGCUGCUCAGAAAAAGUACACAUAUAUUUAUAGUCCGGAGGGCAUAGAAAUUCACUGCCUAAAGGAUCAUGGUACGGUGUUGAGGCUUCAGUAUUUGAAAACCCACUUCAUCCUUGCAUCCGUAAAUAAAUUCGGGCAUCUCCAUUAUCAAGAUGUAUCAACGGGUGCUUCCAAAAGUUAUCGGACUGGUUUAGGCCGCACUGAUGUAAUGCGGGUGAAUACUGUCAACGGGGUUGUUGCUUUGGGUCACUCAGGUGGAACUGUUACCAUGUGGAACCCUAACAGCUCUGCUCCCCUUGUCAAGAUGCUUUGUCAUCAUGGUCCUGUUUCAGCCCUGGCAUUCCACCCUAAUGGCCAUCUCAUGGCUACGGCUGGGAAGGAAAAAAGAAUUAAGCUUUGGGACUUGAGGAAAUAUGAAGCUCUCCAGACUUUACCGGGCCAUGCAAAUACCUUGGAUUUCAGCCAGAAAGGUUUGCUUGCACGUGGUACUUGUUCCUUUGCAGAGAUUCUCUCUGGAGCUGAGCAUUACAGCAGAUAUAUGAAUCAUUCAAUGGUAAAAGGAUACCAGAUAAAAAACUUGUUGUUUCGGCCAUACGAAGAUGUUCUAGGCAUUGGGCACUCUAUGGGUUGGUCCAGUAUUCUGGUUCCAGGAUCUGGUGAACCCAACUUUGAUUCUUGGGUGGCAAACCCGUUUGAAACACGCAAACAGCGGAGAGAGAAGGAAGUGCACCUCCUUCUCGACAAGCUUCCACCUGAGACAAUUAUGCUGGACCCUUCAAAGAUCGGUACAGUGAAGCCAGCGAGGAAUAAAGAGAAGCCAACAAAGAAGGAAAGAGAAGCCGAGAUGGAAGCUGCCAUAGAAGAUGUUAAGGGCAGCAUUACUCUGAAGAAUAAAACGAAGGGGAGGAAUAAGCCGAGCAAGAGGGCGAAAAAGAAACAGGAGAUUAUUACUAAAGUUAAAAGGCCUUUCUUGGAGCAAGAGAUGCGGGAACCCCAACUGUCUAGAAAGAAGCAAAAAGUCUGUGUGGAAGAUGAGCUUCCCAAAUCUCUGCAGCGGUUUACUCGUAAGAAAGCAGCAACUUGAUUUUUCUAGACUUAGCGACACUUAGUUUUCUCCCUCAAAUGUGUUUAACCCUAUUGCUAAAAAUUUUGUUUUUUGUAUAAUCAUUAUUUAUAUCUUUAAGCUCUUUUUGCCUUCUUACAAGUCAAGUGAAUUUAGGCCACUUCUGGUUAAA